AUGAGAGGAGAGAACCAGAGCAGCGUGUAUGAGUUCCUCCUCCUUGGGCUCCCCAUCGAGCCAGAGCAGGAGGGCCUGUUCUUCAUCCUGUUCCUGGGCAUGUACCUGAUCACGGUGCUGGGGAACCUACUCAUCAUCCUGCUCAUCAGGCUGGACUCUCACCUCCACACCCCCAUGUACUUCUUCCUCAGCCACUUGGCCUUCACUGAUGUCUCCUUCUCAUCUGUCACCGUCCCUAAGAUGCUGAUGAACAUGCACACUAAGCACAAAUCCAUCCCCUAUGCAGGAUGCAUUUCACAGACAUAUUUUUUCAUCUUCUUUGCUGCUUUGGACAGUUUCCUGAUCACUUCAAUGGCUUAUGACAGGUAUGUGGCCAUCUGUCAUCCUCUCCAUUAUACCACCAUCGUGAGUCAGAGAGUUUGUAUCAUGCUGGUGGCCAGGCCCUGGCUCAUUGCCCAUGCGUGUGCUCUUUUGCACACCCUCCUCCUGGCCCGGCUUUCCUUCUCACCGGAGAACCAGAGCAGCAUGUCCAAAUUCAUCAUCUUGGGGCUUCCCUUCUGGCCAGAGCAGCAAAGCAUGUUCCUCACCCUGUUCCUGGGCAUGUACCUGACCACGGUGCUGGGGAACCUACUCAUCAUACUGCUCAUCAGGCUGGACUCUCACCUCCACACCCCCAUGUACUUCUUCCUUAGCCACUUGGCCUUCACUGAUAUCUCCUUCUCAUCUGUCACCGUCCCUAAGAUGUUGAUGAACAAGCACACUAAGUACAAAUCCAUCCCCUAUGCAGGAAGCAUUACACAGACAUAUUUUUUCAUCUUCUUUGCUGCUUUGGACAGUUUCCUGAUCACUUCAAUGGCCUAUGACAGGUAUGUGGCCAUCUGUCAUCCUCUCCAUUAUACCACCAUCAUGAGUCAGAGCGUUUGUGCCAUGCUGGUGGCUGGGUCCUGGCUCAUUACUUGUGCUUGUGCCCUUUUGCACACCCUCCUCCUGGCCCAGCUGUCCUUCUGUGCUGAUCACACUGUCCCUCACUUCUUCUGUGACCUUGAUGCCCUACUCAAGUUGUCCUGCUCAGACACUUCCCUCAACCAAUUGCUAAUCUUUAUUGUGGGAAUAGCAACCAUUGUGCUUCCAUUCUUAGGCAUCCUGGUUUCUUAUGGCCAUAUUGGGGCCACCAUCGUCCGGGCUCCCUCUACCCAGGGCAUUGGCAAAGCCUUGUCCACUUGUGGAUCUCAUCUCUCAGUAGUGACCCUUUACUAUGGGACAAUUAUUGGUCUAUAUUUCCUUCCUUCAUCCAACAACACCAAUGACAAUAACAUAAUUGCUUCAUUGAUGUACACAGUGGUCACUCCCAUGUUAAACCCCUUCAUUUAUAGCCUGAGAAAUAAAGACAUGAAAGGGGCCUUGAAAAAACUCUUGAGUAAGAAAACAUAUUCUUCCAAACAAUACUUACCUUUCUUUUAA
Equus caballus (horse) is the source of this 1461-nucleotide messenger RNA. The record is from RefSeq and is a predicted model, not a curated record. Lineage: Eukaryota; Metazoa; Chordata; Mammalia; Perissodactyla; Equidae.